Molecule: messenger RNA, 2345 nt
Organism: Octodon degus (degu)
Lineage: Eukaryota; Metazoa; Chordata; Mammalia; Rodentia; Octodontidae
Gene: Gcnt1
Product: glucosaminyl (N-acetyl) transferase 1, core 2
Exons: 4
Coding region: 631-1917 (428 amino acids)
Cellular component (GO): membrane
Molecular function (GO): beta-1,3-galactosyl-O-glycosyl-glycoprotein beta-1,6-N-acetylglucosaminyltransferase activity
Source: RefSeq, a predicted model, not a curated record
CGGAGCUGCCCUGCAUCCCAGGCGCGCCUGCUCAGUAUCUGCCCCGAGUCAGCAGCACCCCUCUGGGGGUGACUGGCUUUCCUCGCGGCCCCUCUCCAUGAGAAGCGAAAGGCGGUCGCUGCUCGCGCCCUCCCGCGCUCUCGCCGAGGUCGCGGUGCUGGUGAGGUCCGAGGCGCGGGCGCCCUUUGGCCCGCGCGGCGGUGUCUACGCGGGAUCUGCCUCGCUCGCUGCUUUCUACAGAGAAUGCGGGAGUCUUUAUGCAAAUAAUGGGACUAGGUACAAAUUGAAGGAGGUGCGAUGAUGUUUAAAGGAAACUGAUGCACAAGAUGACAAGAUUAAAGCCUCACGAACAUAUUGCCACUGCUGGAUGCCUGGGGCCUUUGGGAAACCUGGUGGUAUAAGAGGAACUCAACCAGCUGCGGAUGUUCCCUGGAGCCAGAGCUGACUGACGCAGAGUCUCCUUAAUUCUCAAUGUGCCAUCCUGCCUUCCAAGAUGCCUUUGUAUGUCACAUAAAUGCAGUCUGUCAGCUUUUCAAGCAGCGACAGAGGGAAGACUGGAGAGAAGAUCGCUGGCGUUUGCAGUCUAGAAGAUUGCCCCUAAUGAGGAAGAGUCUCUGAUUGUCGUUUGAAAUGCUGAGGAAUCUGUUACGAAGGAGACUUUUUUCUUAUCCCACUAAAUACUAUUUUAUGAUUCUUGUUUUAUCCUUAGUUACGUUCACUGUCUUAAGAAUUUGUCACAAACUUGAAUUUGUAAGCCUCAGACACUUGGAACUUGUUGGAGAGAAUCCUAGUAGUAACAUAAAUUGCACCAAAAUUUUACAGGGUGAUGCAGAUGAAAUUCAGAAAACAAAGCUUGAAAUGCUAACAGCACAAUUUAGAAAACGCCCUCGGUGGACACCAUCAGACUACAUCAACAUGACCAGGGACUGCCCCUCUUUCAUCAAGAUGCGCAAAUAUAUUGUAGAACCCCUUAGUAAAGAGGAGGCAGGCUUCCCGAUUGCAUAUUCCAUAGUGGUUCAUCACAAAAUUGAAAUGCUUGACAGGCUUCUAAGGGCCAUUUAUAUGCCUCAGAAUUUCUAUUGCAUCCAUGUGGACAGAAAGUCAGAGGACUCCUUCGUAGCCGCAGUGAAGGGCAUCGCAUCCUGUUUCAGGAAUGUCUUUGUGGCCAGUCAGUUGGAGAGCGUGGUCUAUGCAUCAUGGAGCCGGGUGCAGGCUGACCUCAACUGCAUGAAGGACCUCUACAGAAUGAGUGCAGGCUGGAAGUACUUGAUCAAUCUUUGUGGGAUGGAUUUUCCUAUUAAAACCAACCUGGAAAUGGUCAGGAAGCUCAAGUCCUUCAUGGGAGAAAACAGUCUAGAAACAGAGAAGAUGCCAUCCCAUAAAGCAGAAAGGUGGAAAAGGCGUUAUGUAGUCAUCGAUGGGAAGGUGACAGACACAGGGACCCCCAAAACGCAGUCUCCACUCAAAACACCUAUUUUCUCAGGGAGUGCCUAUUUUGUGGUCAGCAGGGGGUAUGUGGGCUACGUGCUAGAAAACGAAGAUAUCCAAAAGUUCAUGGAGUGGGCACAGGACACCUACAGCCCAGACGAGUACCUCUGGGCCACAGUACAGAGGGUCCCUGAGGCCCCAGGUUCUCUGCCCUUGAGCCACAAGUAUGACCUAUCUGACAUGCAGGCUGUUGCCAGGUUUGUCAAGUGGCAGUACCUCGAAGGGGACGUUAAUGAGGGUGCACCCUACCCCCCCUGCGAUGGUACCCAUGUGCGCAGCGUGUGCAUUUUUGGAGCUGGUGACUUGACCUGGAUGCUGCGCAAACACCACUUCUUUGCCAAUAAGUUUGACAUGGAUGUGGACCUCUUCGCUAUCCAGUGUUUGGACGAGCAUCUGAGGCAUAAAGCUCUGGAAGCCUUAGAACACUGACCACUGCAGGCAACCUGAGGAACAAGCUGUACCCCUCCCUGCCUCCUUUGCCCUGCAGCAAGCAUCAGAACCACAAGGGAUCUUCUCUGCAAUGAGGACUCAGGUCUUCCUUCUGCCAAGCACAGAUGGUUAGAAAUGUGAUAAGGGUAUGCGGUCACCCCUGGUCAGCAGGAAGGAGUACUGAGGGUGACUGGGAGCCCAGUGGAGGAGGUAGUAAGGUACCUGAGAGGGCUGGGUGGCUAGAGAGGAGGACCACGUAGGAAUCAACCUCAGGGACUGGUAAAAAACAAAAACAAAACAAAACAAAACAAAACAAAAAAAAAACCUCAGGGAUUUAACACAGUAAGUUUUGACUCGUGCCAAAAUUACUUUGAGAAUUUUAAAUAUGACAGUUUUCAUGAUCUGAAUAAAUUUAUAGCAACAAACCA